AGAAGAGGGGAAGUGACGGCAAGCUUGGCUCUGUUAGUGAUUACUGUGUUCACCAUUGUGUUUGUCCUGUUGUUGUGGUCAGAUACCAGUGGUGGUCUUGCUCCUCCUGGGAAUCUUGGAGGUACCAGGGAAGCUAUUGUGACUGUUAAAUCACGUACAGAUGAUGGAGAUGAUGAGGCUAAAACGAUCUACUCAUCAUGAACACAUCAAAGGAUGGAGACUCUAACGCGACCAAAUCUCAGGUUAAGGAAAAGGAUGAAGAUGAAGAAAUGGGUUCGGGAAAUGAUGAUGAUUUCGGAGAGAUGUACGAGUCUGCACAAAAAUUAAAUGAUUUAGUGCAGUCUACUGAUUUUUUAACAAAAUCAGAUUUGAAGAAAUUCGCAUCAAACCCAACUCGGUCUUUUACUCGCAAGGAAGAAGAAGAAGAAGAAGAAGAAGAAGAAGAAGAAGAAGAAGAUGGAGAAUUUGUUUCGCUUACAGAUGCAACCGUUAGUACACGAGACAUCAAUGCUAAAGAAAAAGAUAUUAUAAAGUUCUUUAAAGAUAAAUGCCAGAUCAAAGUUCUUGUGGUUGGUGUAAGACGUAAUACUGACGAUGAAGGCGAGUUGAUUGGGUAUGAUGCUCGUAUCAAGUUCCCCUCUAUUGAAAAGUUAAAAGAAGGCUUAAAGUUUAAUGGAGAAAUAAUGGGCGAAGAGCCUUUGUUCAUAUGUAGAACAGCUGGCAGGUUACAUGUUCUUUGCAUAUCUGGAUUCAAACGCCGUAAGCCUGAAGAAGUUGUUAAGAAACAGAUAGAGGAGAAAUUCAAAGAAUGUAAUCUUGAGAAUGUAAUCUUGCCGAAAAAUGAGGAAACCGGUCGUUUAUUAGGUAGGUUUGGUUACAUAGUUAUGGAGGUGGAAGGGGCACGCAAGGCAAUAGAGAUGAAUUCAACUUCCUUGGGAACACGAACGAUUACUGUUGAGAAGAUUGAUCCAACAAGUGGACUUAAGGCUUUAAUAAGGUCUGACCAUUAGAUUUUUCUCAAUUUAUUAUUAUGUUAAUGGUACUAGUAUUAGUGUCGGUGAGUUGUUGUUCACCUGAUUGAUCUUUUUGAUCUAUAAUUUAAAAUACUCUUUAUCUUGUUUUUUGCUUUCUUCUGGUGGUUAAGUUGAAAUAGUCGAACCUUUUUCUUUCAGGGUUUUCCACAUUUUCAAUCUUUGGUCAGUUGAUUUUGAUGUGUCGUCAUAUUUAGAAGAAAAAAAUAUAAACAUUUCCUUAUCA
Molecule: messenger RNA, 1257 nt
Organism: Camelina sativa (false flax)
Lineage: Eukaryota; Viridiplantae; Streptophyta; Magnoliopsida; Brassicales; Brassicaceae
Source: RefSeq, a predicted model, not a curated record